Paramecium octaurelia is the source of this 878-nucleotide messenger RNA. NCBI's taxonomy places the organism in Eukaryota, Ciliophora, Oligohymenophorea, Peniculida, Parameciidae. The record is from the annotation of a GenBank genome assembly.
AUGUCAUAUCGUUAAUAAUAUUAAUAUAACAAUAAUCCUCAAACAACUAAUUAAACCUAUUCAACAACAAGCUAACGAUCACAACAAUCACUUUAAUAACAACCUUUUAUACCACAAUAGCAAAAUCCAUAUGUAUAAAACAAUUUAAAGAAUAAUCAAAAUUUAAAUUCAAUUUUGCCAAAAAGCAGUACUAAUCCUUUUACUCAAUAAGCCAAUACAUAACAACAACCAGCAAAGUAUUAUUAUGAUAACAAUUUAGAGGACCUUAGUUUUUAUUUUCAUAAGAAUAAUCAAAUGCAAAUCAACCUGUUGCACAAAAAUUGUUAAUUAAACAAUAACAGUAAUAAGAACCUUCUAGAAUGACAUAGAAUUAAAAAAAAGAAAAGGAUGAUGAAAGGAAAACAUAGAAUAAAUUGAACUAAAAUGAUGAAGAAGAAGAAGAAGAAGAAGAAGUAGAAGAAGAUGAAUAAGACGAAUAAGAAGAGGAUGAAGAGAAUUAAGAAGAGACAGACGAAGAUGAAUAAUAAGAAGAUGAGGAUGAUUAUGAUGAUACUGAAAAAAAUGAAAGUGAAGAAGAAACAGAUAAUUAACCUAAUGCUUAACAGAAAAAAAAUGAUAAAUAAUAAGCAAAUAUCGAUAAAUAUAAAUCAGUUAAUUAAAUUGAUACCAUUAGAAAAGAAGUGAAUAAGAUAAAUAAAGAAUUAGAUAAAUUAGAAUAAGAGAUAGAAGGAACUUUGAUUAUGAGUAGGAUUAAUUUUGGAGACCAAAGUGUUUUAGAUAUGUCAGUUUCCCAAGAUUUAUCAUAUUAAUAAUACCUCAAAGAAUUUGAAUAGUUUAAAUAAUCAAAAUAAGGAAAUCUAAAUUCAAUGAAAGGGUGA